UAAGUAAAAAAAAAUGAAAAUUUAUUGGAUGUGCCUAUUAUUUUGGGCAAAAUUUGUUUUGCUUGAAUUUCGCCCAAGAUGCAUCGAAGACACUCUAGCGUGAACGGGGCAUUCGUACGUGAUAUUUUUCCGUUUACGUUUUGCAGCCACACUGAAACAAUUCGGAAUUAAUCAAAACAAGAACAAAACAUUAUUAUAUCUUAAUGUAAAUAAGUCCUCGAGAGAAAAUGGAAGUAGAAUACGACGACUCCGGCUGGCAGGGCCGCGCCAAAGCACAGACAAACUCGGAGGAAAUGCUCGAGGACAACCCCCAGAAGACGAUACAGGAAUGCCUGGAGAAGUUCCUCACACCCGACUACAUCAUGGAACCGGGCAUAUUCACGCAGCUGAAGCGCUACUUCCAGUCGGGCGGCUCCCCGGAGGAGGUUAUAUCGAUGCUGUCGGAGAACUACAAGGCGGUGGCCCAGAUGGCCAACCUGCUCGCCGAGUGGCUCAUCCUGGCCGGCGUCAAGGUGACCGAGGUGCAGGCCAUGGUGGAGAACCACCUCAAGGAGAUGAUCCUGAAGUCCUUCGACCCCAAGAAGGCGGACACCAUCUUCACCGAGGAGGGCGAGACGCCCGACUGGCUCACCGAGAUGAUCGACCACUACACGUGGCGCUCGCUGAUCUACCGGCUGGCCGAGGAGUACCCCGACUGCUUGAUGCUCAACUUUACGAUCAAGUUGAUCUCGGACGCGGGCUUCCAGAGCGAGAUCACCUCCAUUUCCACGGCCGCCCAGCAGAUCGAGGUCUUCUCGCGUGUGCUAAAGACCUCGAUCGUCAAGUUUCUAAACAACCCGGACGACGUGCAUGGCGCCAUCCAGGAGUGCGCCCGCAUGGUCUGUCACGGCCAGCACACGUACGUCUACUCCCAGGUGCUCAUCCAGGUGCUUAGCCAGGAGCAGAAGGGCGGAUUCAACAUGAAGCGCCUCUCCCAGGAGAUCAUUAAAUACGCCCUGCAAAACAAUCAAAAUGUGACGCCCAUCACGAUGGCCCUAAAUGGCUCGGCAGUCUAUCCGCAGGCAUGUCAAGCGCUCACUUCUAUGCUCACCCGCAAUACGCUGAACCCCGCCGACAUCACCGUGCUGUUCCGCAACUACUCCGGAUCCGAUCCGCCGCCCAUCGACUUGAUACGGAACCCGCAGUUUCUGGAGCUAUUGGUAGACGCUCUCUUUCGGUCCGGUGUCAAGAUUAACCCCGAGCACAAGCCGAAGUACAUGUUUCUGCUCGCCUACGCGUCAGCGGUCAUCGACCAGCCGGCUAAGAAGCGGCCGAUGACGGAGCGCAUGCUGAACAAGGAGGAGCUGAAGAGCACAAUACAAGCGAUCGAAAAGGCCCACACCAUCUGCAACGUGGACCAGGGCUCCACGGAGCUGAUCGCCGAGUUGCAGACGCUGUACAAUUGCAUCAAGUAUCCAGUAGUGGGCGUGGGCGUGAUUCGGUGGAUCGAGAACGUGGUAAUGGAGCCGUCCUACUUUAAGCUCUCCACCGACAGCUGUCCCACGCACCUGGCCGUUCUCGACGAGGUGGCGGCCGUGCAUCCCACUCUGCAGCAGCAGAUCCUGUUCCUGCUCAUCCGCCUGUUUGAGUCCAAGCAGGAUGAGUUGGAGAUUCUCGUCCAGCUAGAGAUGAAGAAGAUGAUCUUGGACCGCAUGGUUAACCUGCUCACCCGCGGCUGCGUUGUCCCCGUCCUCCGCUACAUCAAGCAGUGCUGCGCCAUCGAGGACACGGACAUCUCCCUCAUCCGGUACUUCGUCACCGAGGUGCUGGAGACCAUUACACACCCGUACUCGCCGGAGUUCGUUCAACUCUUCCUGCCAAUGGUGGAGAACGAGGAGAUCACGGGCACCAUGCGCGGCGAGGGCGACAACGAUCCUGUCUCCGAGUUUAUUGUUCACUGUAAGGCGCACUACACGACUGUUUAGAAAGGCGAUUCACUUUCCAAGGUCUCCAAAAGUGCUUCUUUUUGCAAUAAUGGUUUUAUUGAUUUUUUUGUGGUAUUUUUUGAUUUAAGCGAAAAACAAAACAAAAUUACUUCUAAAAA
Molecule: messenger RNA, 2083 nt
Organism: Drosophila elegans
Lineage: Eukaryota; Metazoa; Arthropoda; Insecta; Diptera; Drosophilidae
Gene: TH1
Product: negative elongation factor D
Exons: 5
Coding region: 228-1964 (578 amino acids)
Biological process (GO): negative regulation of transcription elongation by RNA polymerase II
Cellular component (GO): nucleus; NELF complex
Molecular function (GO): RNA binding
Source: RefSeq, a predicted model, not a curated record